AUGAUGCAGGUUCAAGUGGUAGGUUUCAUGCUUUGAUCUCUAACAUUGAGUAUAAAGGAUCCAUCAGAAGACACCGAAUGGAAUGCCAUUUUGCGGGAAAAGGGAAUUCUGCCUCCCUUACCGAAACCGAAGGAAGAAUCACCGGGCCCUUCGCCUGAAACAAAACGUGAGUAGCUGGCGUCCUUGAAUUGAUCUUUUUUGUGGUUGGAAACAUCGUUAUGUCAAAAGUAUCCUUGUUGGGCUCCCCGCCACAAAAAAAUCUCGAGUAUACGUCGGUUCUUAGGUGAAGUUGGCUUGUCAUGUAUCAGCUCUACAUGUUUGCGCCGGAGUGUUAUUAUCUCCGGUUAUUUUUUAGCCCGUUAUUACCUCACUAAGCACAUUUUACUGAAGUGGGUGCCUUAAUCCUGCGCUUUGGCUCUUGCAGCUGCACGCACCAAGGGCAUCGGGAAACUUUUUUCAAAGACCGCUCAAUCUUCCUCUAAUUCAGAUUUUGGAAAGCCGCAUACCCCUCCCCCCCGAGACAAACCAGAAGUCUGUAUUCCUUUGGCUAACGAGGCUCGAUCGGUGGACUGUGCGGAAUCAAAACGGGGAUCAGACUGACUCACGACGUGUGCCAAUUAGGCUGUACAGAAUUCGCGCGAUCCUUAUAGCUGCUGUGGUGGCACGCUUUAGGCGUAGGCCUCCACACCGCGGUACCCGAUCCCAUCAGUGGUCUGGUUGAUAGGUUCAAGCAGCCGAUUACUGCAUGGAAGAGAGAGCGAAAGCGGCACUGGAGUACAGCGUACAGUGCGUGACCGAUCUCAUGAAAUGUUGGCCAAAAUUCUGGAAUGUGUUUCGGACUAGGAAGGAUUACUUAAGUGGGGUUGUUAUACUGAUCACCGUGCAGGAUAACCAUAGAACAUUUCGGACUCGCCAGGAUGUCGGCUUUUGAAUGCACUUCUUUUUAACUUCAUGCAGAAACCGCACUCGGUAAAAAAUGACAACUUAAGUAGCAUGCAUUUUUCCUAUUGAUUUUCGGUGGUCUUAUAAAUUCAAAUAUACUUUACAGAAAACAUGUAUAAAAAUAUGCUUUCUUUUGCUCACUUGGUAGGAAAUCGCAUUGUCUUCAUAUUUUUUGCCCAAAAGUGUGUAUUUCGGUUUUUAAAAAGUUUCUAAUUAUGAGAUUUUUAAGACUGUGCGAUGACCAUGCAUGCAAAACCGCACAUGUCCGUUUACUAAUGCUAUUCAUGAAAUGUACAACACAGUUUGGAUCCAUUGCAAAAUUUCAUAAACUCUAUGUGAUAUCCUCUUAAGGGUAUAGAGGAAUAUAUGAUUUUCCGACUAGAUCGCAGUUGGUAGCCAGAAAUGGGGAAGCGGACGGCGACCUUAACCCUAACCAUAACCCUAACCUUAACCUUAAACGUUAACCGUCAACCCUAACGGCAACCCUAACCGAAAUCUUAAACGUAACCGCAGCUCUUAGACAUAGCCGUAAAUGAAAACCUAACCGUAAUACUAAAACAUAAUCGUACGCUCAAACCCUAACCGUAACCCCAAAAACUAAGCCUGAAGGCAUAACCUUAACCCGAAAAUCGGAAACCAUUAACCGGUACCCUAAUCCUCACCUCAAACGUAAAACGGAAGCCAAAUGGGCCAUAUGUGAUUAUGAAGCCCCACAAAAUAGCCCCCAGUAAACAAACCUCCCGCCACCUGCAAUACGGGGCCUGGCUACCAACUGCGAUCUAGUCGAUUUUCCUUACGCGGAAAGCAUGCACCAUGUGUACUGAAAUUGCUAAACGCGGAUGCAAUGGCAGAUCAGGCUGAAAAUUAUUCGGGAGUUGGAACACUUUUAAAACCUAAAUACAUACUUUUUUCGGGCAUAAGAUAUGAAGACAAUGUGAUUUCCUACCAAAUGAGCAAAAUAACGCAUAUUUUUAUGCAUGUUUUCUGUAAAAUAUAUUUGAAUUUAUUGGACCACCGAAAAUCAAUAGGAAAAAUGCAUGCUACUUAAGUUGUCAUUUUUUACCGAGUGUGAUUUCUGCAGGAGGUCAAAAAAAGAAGUGCAUUCAAAAGCCGACAUCCUGGCGAGUCUGAAAUGUUAUAGGGUUAUGCUGCAUGAUAAUCAGUAUAACGACCUCACUUAAGUAACCCUUCCUGAUCGGAAAUGCAUUGCAGAAUUUUGGCCAACAUUUCAUGAGAUCGGUCACGCACUGUAUUCCCCACUGCCGCACGGGAACAUAUUACAACACGCUAAGAGUCCUGACUUCGAGGGCUACCCACUGAUGGGGGGUUGCGGUGUGGCCGCUGUGACAUCCUCGCUGGCGUGAGAUCCCAGUCGCCCUAAUAAUGGACAGUUGGUGUGCCUGUGGCGCGCGUAGACGCGUUAGUUUUUUUUAUCAGUCACUGCAACCGAGUCCACCUCCAGUCGUCUUGACAUUGUCUUGGCAUAGGAGCUCGAUGGAGGAGGUAGGAGACGGUACGGUGUAUGUCGCGCCCACCCAAGAGUGGCUCAUGCCCGGCCGACGACGGCGAGUAGGUCGGAAAGGUUAGUCGCCUUUUUGUCGGAACUAGUUCUCAGCAGUGGGUUGUUUGAAAUGUCACGUUAGGUUUACAAAGAUGCAACCAAAAUUCCUCAGCCAAUAAGUGGACGGUCCCCAUCUGUUAGCCCCCGAGGACCUGCUGCAAUUGCACCUCUAUUAGUCAUCGUGAUACCGCGUUCAGCCAGCUCCAGGACCCAAUAGGAUCGCUAAUCAGCGCGGUAGGGGUGUGCGCCCUAGCCUCCGCGGCCAGGGUCUGGCCACCUGCUUCGAGGAGCGUGUGGGCGCUCAAGCAUAAAAUACUAAUCGUGCCAUCGCGCCAUAGCAGUAUUGACUAGCGCCCGAGGACCUAUUGCAACUGCACCUUUAUUAUUCAUCGUGAUACCGGGUUCAGCCAGCUCCAGGACGAAAUAGGAUCGCUAAUCAGCGCGGUAGGGGUGUGCGCCCUAGCCACCGCGGCCGGAGUCUGACCACCUGCCUCGAGGAGCGUGUGGACACUCUAGCAUAAAAUACUCAUCGUACCACCGUUGAAAUAAUUAAGCCUUAGCAGUAUUGACUAGCGUCGUAUGAUAUGACUUCUGAGGCACUCUGUCGGCAGGCUCCACAAAGCAAAUCGAAGCAUAGAGAAGUAAUUGAGGGAUUUAUGUGCCAGUGACUCCCUGUUGACCACUUAGUCUUGUUUGGAAGACUGCAGUGCGCUCUUCGGUGUGCUGUCACUGUGGCCUCCGAAGAGCGUACACGUCCAGAUCACAUAUUGACUCCUUGAACUCUCCAGUCACUCACAUCGCUUGUUGCAACACCAUGUUACCGUUAUCCGUACUUAACUGUCUAAACAUCCUAUUGUUUCCUGAUGCGGUGGGUCACCGGAAGACUUGGCGAUGAUGCUUUGGUAAUUUCUGCGGAAUGAUAUGUCAUUGAAGAAAGGCUGACUCGUGUCCAUUUUGAUUCCUCUAGGACGAGAAGCCGCCGAACGUCUCUCCUAUGAGAAGCUAACGGCAAAAAUCGAGUCCCUUGAGGAUGCCGGCCAGGACGAGGAUGAGGCCAAGUUCUUCGAGGAGUACCGUCAGAAACGACUGGCGGAGAUGCGUCAGGCCGCGGCCAGAGCGAAGUUCGGCACUGUACUUGAGGUGACCAAAGCCGACUGGGUCAGAGAGAUUAAUGAGGCCGGGAAGGGUGUCUAUGUGGUUGUCCACAUUGCACGCAAAGGGUAGGUCAUUAUGUAUAUACUGCACUCUCAUUUAAGUCCCCUUGGAUGUGCCACAUAUCAGCCAGACCUUGACAUAUGCAGGGCUUCUUGUGGAAUGUGCGCUACGCGACGUACCUGUCCCGUUGCGCCAUGGGGUGUCAACCUAGAGUCCUCACUGGCAGUCGCAUAACGACCAGAACAUGGAAGAAACUGGGGCGGCCUACUAGCCGUCCUCAGUCAGCCAUACCCAGCCGCAGGCUUGGAGGUUUGUGUGGUGCUCUCGUUGAUAAGUCCAUUUGACACGCGGUGACCUUUCCUCCUGUAUCCCUUAGCAGCGUACGGUCUCUAGGCCGUAGGUAUGGUAAUCGCACCCCCCCUACCCCUUUGGUUCCCCGAAGCAUUGUUACUGCUUGUCUCCAAAAAGAUACGACUUGGAGGAAUCAGUCGUGGCGGCACGCCUCCGAAUCAGGUCACCUGAUGAGUGGCAGCAUGGCGCCUUGUGGUCUGUGAGGUCACCAGACACAUGUUGAUAGCGCCGGGAUAGAACGGAGUCCCGGCAUCACAUAUAUGUAUAUUCAACUUUCUCGCUCAGCACUCCUUGCCCACCCCCCCGCCCCAGCCGCUCAGCCCAUCCCUACUUGAUACGUUCACUGGGAUGUCUGAUUUUACUGCUACUCCCUGAAGCCCAAUGAUGACGCACAGCGCUGCCCCCCAUACUACGUGCCGCAUUUUUGUCCACAGAAAUGAAAAGUGCAGCGUGGUGGACAUGCAUCUGCGCACCCUCGCGGCACGCUAUCCAGACGUGAAGUUCGUUCGCGGUGAGGUGGCCCUCUGCAUUCCUGACCUGCCCGACUCCAAUGUGCCUACUCUCAUUAUCUACUAUGAGGGCGAAGUGAAGACCCAGCUGGUUGGUUCCACCGCCCUCGGCGGGCACCCCGUCAGCAUAGAAGGUGAGUCCUCUGCUGGCUGCUACUGGCACAUCUGGUCAACUCGUAACCGAAAUUACGAAAUGUGUUUCCAAUUAGGCAAAGUCGCUCAAACGGGCCACACGGUAGAUGCGCUGGACCAACAUGGGGACUAGAUGGAAGUCCUGCAGGCGUUGCAUAAAAACUCCCAACACUGGUGGGGGGGGGGGCUGGCAGCACGCCCUGUUGCAGGCUCACGCUGAGUCCUUUGGGACCUAUACCGCCCCCCCCUAUCUUCCUUCUUGUGUAGAAUCCUAGCCAGUGUACGCUGUAAACUAGGAAAUGUGGUGGUGGUACGCCUAGAUGCAGGCUUUCACCGUGCCAGACAUCUCCGCCCUCCUGCUGCCGGCAUUCUUGACUCCGCCUUGACAGUAGGCCCAGGUGGGGGGGGGGAAGGAGAGAGUGCGGUAGAUUCAGCGCAAGUGUACAAGUCACCGUCCCUGUUCUCGCCCUGCUGUGGAACACAUCGUCGGCCACGACGGCAGAACUUAGGUGGGCUCGCAACACUGAUUGACGUGCAACAUUUCAGUCACGGCUUUUGAGUGAACUUCAUCCCGGCCAUCUACAAAAACCACCGUAAAAAUGACUAAAUGUGUAAAUAAGAUAAACAAACGAUCUCUGGAAUAGUAGGUGUAUUAGUCUGAGCUUUCGAUCUCGUACAGGAGGCCAUCGUCAGAGACUGUGAGAAUGCGGCAUCAAAUAAGCGGUUUUUGUAGUCAAGCCUUGGCUGGAAAUUGGGUCUCGCCUCUUGGCCGCGGAAACGGAGCGCGGGAUAGCAGGGGGGCAUGUAAACGUGUCUGUUAAUAGAGUUGGUGUCAGACACCCAGGCCUCCAACAGUUCUUGCCCUGUCUUAUUGUCGGCCCGCGCUACUAUCCGCGUGCACGCUAUGUUGAAUUCGUGGCCUUCCUCCAGGGUGAGUUGCGACCUGAGACAACGGGUCGCCUCUCCGGACCGCCCCUUUAUGCUCCGUCAUUCGUGAGCUAAGUCGUCGUCCGGUCUGUCUCGUGUAGUGGCGAUGGCAGUCCCGACAUGGGAUCUGAUAAACGACAUCUGGUUGUUCUCCCACGUCUAGUCGGUCUUUCACUCGCAUGAUUUUUUUGCGCAUGGUCGCUCUCGGACGGUGAGCGAUAUUCACAGUCUCUGACGAUGGCCUCCUGUACAAGACCGAAAGCUCAGGCUAGUACACCUACUAUUCCAGAGAUCGUUUGUGCAUCUUCUUUACAACAAGAACCUGGGAUUCGCAUGUUCGCUUCCAUCCGUGACUACACAUGUCCUUGUAAGUUCAAAUAUGACAGUUCGACCAUCGGUUUCGAUGAUGUCCACCGUGUGCCCCACAGUUGCAGCAGCAAUGGGAGCAGGGACAGUGACUUACGCAGGGGCUUAUAGUGCCGGUAGACUUGCGUAGCAUCUACCUACACUCUCCCCUCCUCCCUCGCCCGAGCCUGGUGUCAAAACAGAGUCAAGAAGACCGGAGGCGAGGGAGGCCGCAGGUGGAUGGCUCGGACGGAUCCUCACCUUGGCGUUCCACAACAACCCCUGGUCCACACAACAAAUGACCAGGAUUUCAACCAACACAACAGAGAUUUGGAGGCUGGCACGGCCGAAUAUAUGCUAUAUGCUAUAGAAAACAUACCCAAAAAUAUCCCUUCUUGUGCUCAUUUGGCAGAAAAUCACACCGUCUUCGGAUCCUAUACUAGACAAAAGGGUACCUUGCAGUUUAGAAAAGUUUAAUUCUGUGAUUGUUAACAACGCGAAAUUUCCAUUCACAUGACAUCAUACCUGCCUGUUUACUACUGCUAACGUAUGACAGUUCGACCGUCGGUUUCGACGAUGUCCACCGUAUAUUCCACGGCAGGAUGAACACAUGCACGGUGACUUGCGCGUGGCUUAGUUUAUAGUGAAUGUAGACUUGCGCAGCAUCUAUCGCACUCCUCCUUCGCCAGCCAGGCCCCAUGUCAAGGCAGAGUCCAGGAAGACCUGAGACGGGAGAGGCCGCAAGUGGCUGGCGCGACGGGAGCCGCACCUAGGCGUGCCGUUACACGCGGCUUCGAUUCCACUGAGUGGGAAUGCCUUAGAGGCCGCAUUAAGGAGCCAUAGCAGCCUGACGCUCAGUUCACCGGUCGCACAAACACAAAACACUGCGAGGUCCGAGCUAUCCCGUUAGUUGGCUGCCUUCCAAACACACCUCAAGCGCGUCAGAUUGUUUAUAGUCAGGAAAAUGCGCUGAGUCGUCGUCGUCCUUAGUCUCUAUUUCCACUCCCAGGCCCCAGCCACUGUCCAAGCUGGCCAGUUGUUUUGUACCGGGAAUGGGCACAGUGGCUGAGAUAUGUAGUGUCCUCGUCUGCGCGUGCCACGUACACGAUCUGGUCCCCGAACACAAGCACCAGACUUUCACACAAAAGGAGGUGGUCGGUAUGCGCCUCACAUGCGUAAGGGUGCCAGAGGUCACGUUGACUGCGUGGGUUGAGUUAAAGUGUCAGUUGGCAACCUUCAGAGCUGCCGUGCGCCUACCACACCAUCAAAGUCCCAGGCUCGGAUCACCUAUGCUGCAGAGGAGCUACAUGGAGAAGGGGUCGAGGAGUACACUCCCCACUUACGUCAGAGGUGCCAAUUACGUGCUUGCGCUGUGAUUUUUGGUGUGGUCAUUUGUGAUGGUAUGCUGUAGCUGGCGUUGCUCUACUGCAAGUUUUCAUGGGGACGCACGUGCCCUCCUCCUCCUCCUCCUCCUCCUCCUCCUUCUUCUUCUUCUCCUCCUCCUCCUCCUCCCUCUUCGAAGAGAAACUGAAAUAAAAAUUUCUGCCUUGUUUGGCAAUUCCAGUCAAAUGUCCUCCAGUGCCAAGUUGGGAACGUCCGGGAUUCGAGAGGGCGCAACCGUGCCAUCCCUUGAGAUCCUAGUGCUUAUAUGUGGGAGUCGGUAACCCCCUAGCCGGACCGUCGACUUCUUUUUUAGCUGUUGCCUGGACUGAGGACUAUAGGAAAUGUUACCGACCGCCAGUUGGGUCGGUAAGGGAAAUAAGGAAAGUUUUUACGCAAUAAUAAUGAUAAUGCUACGCGAGAUCGGGGUAUCUCCUCUCAGACUAGAGGUCGCCCAAGAUGCUGCCCAGGUGUUCCACGUUUCCAGACCGUUUCGUCUGUACAGGAGCGCAGCGCCUGCACGCUCGGGUCGCGUAUCUCUCGAUCCUAAAGGUCAACAAGGUAAGACACCAUACGGAUUAGCUCCUGCACCUGCAGCGGACGCCAGCCGCACACCUGUUCGCGUUUGCUUCCAAGUGUUUAUGCAUUUCCGGUAAAGACUACCGUUUACCCAGUCUCUGCCCUAAACACGCUAUUUUCGUAGGUCAUAGAUCACAACUGAAAUACUUUAGCCCGUCUCGUAAGAGUGAACAAUUCCAACAUUUACUUCCUGUCUUUUAGCUCUUGAAGACCGUCUGGCCAAGGCCUCAGUCAUUAAAACGCCUGAAAGGACCGAGAAGUCACCCAAGAAGACCACACUCAUUCGUGGACGUUCGUCUUCCUCGGAAGAUAGCGAUUAG
Messenger RNA from Spirometra erinaceieuropaei, 8201 nucleotides. Lineage: Eukaryota; Metazoa; Platyhelminthes; Cestoda; Diphyllobothriidea; Diphyllobothriidae. The record is from the annotation of a GenBank genome assembly.